CGGCGAGGGAUCAUGCAAUAUUUCUUUCGUUUGUUGCGUUCAGUUCCAUGACUUUCUUCUUGCGAUAUUCGUUAUUAGCCCUUCUCAAACUAUUCCAAUGGUCACCUUUGCUGGCGACCCUGGAUCCCUUCAGUUCUGUUCGGAGCAUCGACGGAGACUCUACGGUCCUCGAGAGACACAACUUCCUGUGGCCAAAUCCUCCGGCAAACUAUCUUCCCGCCGGAUUCGCCUCGAGCAAUAGAAGCAGUCGUGUCUCUGCUCAUGACCACCAUCCUCCUCCAUCAUCCUUCACUCUCACAUAUGCACUCUUGAUUUCCCAGCACAAACACUACUUGUCAAACUUCGUGGAUUCUCUAGUUUUGCUUCACUCUAACCAGUUAAUUUAUUUCAACAGUGGUUUUUGCAGCAUCCUGGUCUUGGUUACCCUCAACCUUAGUCUCAUAUGUCUGUGUUCUGUCACUUGCCUCCAGUUUAAAAACAAAAUUCAUCUACUGGCUCUCCCAUCGUGGGGUAGCCUCGAAACCAUUUUCGGCAGUGACAGCGAAUCUCUAAGUGCAGCUGUUUCACUCGAGCUAUCCGGGACCGAGAGCGUAUGCAUCACUCCCGACCAAGAAACGUUCAACAGCGAUUCAGGUUUGCUUGCUACACAACAGGACAUCUUGCGAGCUCCCGACAUACAUGCCUUACAUGAGGAUCUGGACAGUCCCAAAAAUAUUGGCGCAGCCCUACACCUAUAUAACAAUCGAUGUGUAUUGCCACGUGAAACAGCUAACGAAAAUAGCGAUACCGAACGCACACUGAGUCAAGAGUUUGUGUCCUGCAACGAUCCGGCGUCCCUGGACGUCUCACCUGCACUCAAAUCGUCGAGCUCCGCAGGUUUCGAACUAGACAUCCACAAUGCUAAGCCUGAGGACCCACGUCAACCCUUAUGUCCGGCGCAUCUCGUUCGCAACUUCCCGCCACUGGCUGAGACCGUAUCUCGCGAAAAACCAAGAACGCACGAUGUACGUUGGCCAGCUCGCAAGCGUGAUGAUGCAACUUGCGAUGGCGACCUUCAAAUGACUAUACCUGCAAGGCCCAACCAUGAUGGGCAUCUUUCCGUCUCGAGUAGCCAAACUUCUUUUUCAUCGAUGGUUCCCAAAAAGCGAAGCUGGUCUCAGACGGCUGGUAUCGGUGCCGAUCUCGAGGAAGAUAGUGAUUCCAGCUGCGAGGAAGGGUCUUUCUGCAGCGAGUCUCCAGGGGAUCAAUUGGCUCUCAGAUUAUCUUCACAACAACCCAUUAACAAGAACGAGAAUCACGCUACUUCCCGUCCUUCACCGUCGACUUCCAGACGCGAUAAUAUAUUAGAGUGCGAUUCUCUUUGUGAUUCAGAACACACAGCUACGCCAUUCGAUAUGCAUCGCCGGAGUGCCAGCACGCCGGUGCCUUCUAGCAGAGGCAGUCAACAUUCAUCAAAUGGACUUGUCGGUACCAAGGUUAAACCGGACUACAGUCUGUCAACUGAGUCGGAACGCAAAUCCGACGGACCAGAUUCGUUCUGGGAGACAGCUGUGCAAGAGAGAUUGAGAGUCACCGCCGCUUUUACGACUUUAGAGCCGCUUAAACCAAAGGGUGCCAGGACUAUACUUCACCUGUCUCAAACCACCGCCACUGAUGGCGACCAGCCCGACAGGAACCUUUCCAGUGGGUCCGCAUCUCGUCCUGCUUCCUGGUCUGUAGCUACGCGAAAGACGCCGUGUGCCCACACCUCACAGCCCAAUUCCUGUGAGACGCAAGUUCAGCCCCAUGACGAUAAUCUCGUAACAAAGCCGGGGACGCCGGCGUUGGCCUCCAAUCAAGCUGACAGCUUCCCCGGGCUGACCCUGCGCUCGGGCGCCUAUGCAAAGUAUGUUCCUCCGCAACGACGUGUGGCCGGCGAGCUCGUCUACACUGUCUCACAGCAGACAAAGCCCAUGCCACGUCGUUCGGAACGCGUGAGAUCUGGAUUUUCGUCGCCUAUGCUGGAAACAAGGUCUCGUUCGUCUACCUUGUCUCCUUGGAGUCCGUUUGCACCACGCGAAUUUCCCUCUCCCACUUCGGAAGCAGUCGCGUGGAAGCGUGGUGCGCUUUUCUUGGCCAAUCCUCCACCAAACGAAUUUGCACAUAUUGAUGAAUUUGGAAACGAGAAGUCGUGGUAUGCAAAAUCAAAUUGUAGAACGGCAAACCCAGACGACUGGUUGUCACGUAACGUAACGGAGAAGCAUGCAGCGGGACAAUGGACGCUGAAAGAUGGUGAAGAGGGAUGUCAACUACACGCUCACACCUCUCCGCAGCAGCAUUGUCAUGGCCUGUGGAAGGACGAUCACCGUCGAUGUGAAACGUUCGGAACGUGAUGAAGAUGGAGUUUUACCCCUUGAAUGUUACGUGAAUUUCGAUGUGUUUUCUUUCCAGUUUCCCCCAUGUAUUUGAUUUGUGCAGUAACCACAUGGUAAUUUUGAUAGUUGUGGACUCGUGCUGUG
Messenger RNA from Suillus fuscotomentosus, 2498 nucleotides. RefSeq lists its product as uncharacterized. The record is from RefSeq and is a predicted model, not a curated record. The transcript has 3 exons. Bases 48 to 2372 code for a protein of 774 amino acids. Lineage: Eukaryota; Fungi; Basidiomycota; Agaricomycetes; Boletales; Suillaceae.